UUGUCUGACAGCCAUGAACAAAUUGGCAGCUAAUUAGGCGACCGAAAAACUAUCUCCCAAGAAAGCUGAACCCGCUCUGACCCAUCGGUUCUUCUUCCACUGGAAAUUUUCUCUCUGUCUCCCCUCCUCCUGGACCACGGCCACCAGAAUUUCAGGUCCCCCUCCAGGUCACUCAGACUCGAUUGCACAGGCCCAAUGGAGCAGCUGUGGAGAAACCAGACUCCAGUGGGGGAGUUCCUCCUGGCAGCCCUUUCCCCGACUCCACAGUCCCAGGCCGCCUUGUUUGCUGUGUUCCUCUUGGUCUACGUCUCCACGCUGGUGGGUAAUACCCUCAUCAUGGCGACAGUCAGCUCAGACCCCCGCCUCCGCACUCCCAUGUAUUUCCUGCUGGGCAACCUCUCCUUCCUGGACCUGUGCUACUCCACCAUCACUGCCCCCAAGAUGCUGUUGGACUUUCUGUCUGAGAGGAGGAGUAUUUCCUACCAGGCCUGCAUGGUCCAGCUCUUCUUCCUGCACUUCGUGGGGGCGGCCGAGAUGUUCCUGCUCACCGUCAUGGCCUACGACCGCUACGUGGCCAUCUGCAAGCCCCUCCACUACCCUAGCAUCAUGAACCGGACCCUAUGCAGCUGGCUGGUGGCGGCUUCCUGGGCGGGAGGGUUCAUCCACUCCAUGGUCCAGACCAUCCUCACCAUGCGGCUGCCCUUCUGCGGGCCUAACCGGGUGGACAACUUCUUCUGCGAUGUCCCACCAGUGAUCAAGCUGGCCUGCACCGACACCUAUGUGGUGGAGCUGCUCAUGGUCUCCAACAGUGGGCUAAUCUCCACCAGUUGCUUCGUUAUCCUGGUAGCCUCUUACACCACCAUCUUGGUGAGGAUUCGCUCCCCUGAAGGGCGUCGCAAGGCGCUCUCAACCUGUGCCUCACACCUGACUGUGGUGACCUUAUUCUUCGGGCCCUGCAUCUUCAUCUACGCCCGGCCCUUCUCCAUCUUCUCAGUGGACAAGCUGGUCUCAGUCCUGUACAACAUCAUCACCCCCAUGCUCAACCCCUUGAUCUACACACUCAGGAACAAGGAGGUGAAGUCAGCCAUGAGUAGACUGAGGACAAGGGGCAUUACUUCUGGGGGGAAGGUAAUAGUCUGAGAUGCAGGGAGAGCUGAGAACCAGGCAGCCAUCUUGGGGAGAUAUGGAUCAGCCAAGGCAGCCAUCUUGGGGAGAUAUGGGCUGGACAAGGCAGGGGAGCCAUAGAAGCCAGGAGUCCUGCCUCCCAGCCCCGUCCCCACUCUAAUCCACUAAACCCCACUCCUCUCCCAGAGCUGGGGAUAGAACCCAGGAAUCCUGGCUCUCAGACCCUCACCUCCACUCUUUCCACUAGACCUCCAACUCUCUUACAACAGGAAUGUCUUUAGCGGUUAUUGGAUGACUCUGUAACAUGCAGCCUGCAUUAAUCAUCCGAUGUCCUGCAGGACAAAGAGGCCCACAACACCUAAGUCCCAGCCCUCCCUGCUGGGGGACCUGGGAUUAGAACUUGAGAUCUUCUUCUCCACAUGCUCACUGAGUUAAAUGAGAGCCCCUAGCUGCAGCACUAUGAUGUCUCUGAUAUCGCCAUGCUGUCGCUAGGGGACGACAUUGCCCCAAGAUGGUACAUUGCAACUUGGCAACGUGGUCCUGGGGUGGAUUUUGGCAGCAAACACUGGACCCGAAGUGCCUUGUCAGCCCUUUCACCCCAGAGGAAUGACACUGGCUGUUUUCACAAUUCAGCUCCAUCCCCUAGGGUAUUAAUUACAGAUAAUGAUUCCCCACCACCUGGGACAUCGUUAGGAACUGACGCACCCAGCAAGAAAUUGCCACUGGUUUCUGGGGAAGCUUUCAGCAAAUAACAGGAUGUUUGUCCUCCAAGAGGCAGCCUUCUUGGAAACUCUCAAAGCUGGGGAAUGCCAGAUAAAGAAACUGAGGCACAGAAUUACCUAGAUGCAUAGAUGAUAAUGCCCAGGAAGGAUCAUUGUUAUCAUCAAGUCUGACCUCCUGAUGAUCACAUCCAGUGACUCAUUGCAGUUGACCUGGAGCAAGCCUCUUGGAAAGAGGUGCCCCAUCUCCAUGGAAAAUCUCCAAGAGAUGGAGAAUCCAUCAUGUCCCCAAGUCAAUUGCUCUCCUGGUUCAUUGUUAAAGAUUUGCACCUUAUUUCCAGCCUGGACUUUGCUGAUUCCAGCUACCAGCCAUUGGGUCUCCAGGCCAUAGAUCAUUCCCGUAGCUCUUCUCCCCUUCAAUGGUACGGAGAAGCUCUAGCGAUUCCAUCGUUAAUAAGAGGCAAUUUUCCAAAGGGCCCUAAAAUCCACUUGCCUAUUUGGAUUGUCUUGGAAAUUGCCAUGUUUUUUCAGGAUCUCUCAUAGAAUUAGGGAUGCAAAUUGGGGGAGCAUUUGGUCAAAGGAUCCCAGAGAUAGAGCAAAAAAGAACCUGCCAGUCAAAUUUCUCCCAUUUUUCAUUUUUGUGCACACUCACAUCUGGAACCGUGGCAAGAAUCUGCACAAAAUGAUCUCAGCCAGUUGGAUUGGACCUUAGCGGACACCCAGUUCUGCACUGAGGCAGCAAUGGUGCCCAGGCAGGGCCAGCCUUAGGGAAAAUGGCACCCUGGGCAAACUUGUAUUUUGGCCCCCCAGACCCUCACUGCCUCCCCGAGCUCCCCACCCAACCCCCAUCACCCCUAGGCCCCACUCUGAUCCAGUGCAUAGUUGAAUCUGGGGAUCCCACAUAAUAGGUGAGUGUCCUAACCCCUUGGGUUCUUGGGCAUUCUAGGGUGGGCUUCUCUCCUGUUGAAGCAGUUGAAGGUCUCAUUUGUGCAACAGCAGUGUGCCUAAAUGUUGGGUGUUGCGACACUCAGCCUAAAUCCCCCUCUGGAAUCUAGCACUAAUAGCUCCAGUGAAGCUGGGUGGUGGCCGCAAGCCACGGGAAGAGGUUAGAGCCAGAGGCUGGACAUUUCCAAGGCUCUAGAGUGAGCUGGGAUGCCAAAUCCCACUGCAGUUCAUAGAGACUUUAGAGACACUACAGCCAAAGACAGAAGGUGCUGUUGAACCUUGGAAGAUGUGAAGAUUCCCAUGUCACCCAACCCCAAAGAAAUCAGUAUAUCCCCCGACCAGAGAACACACCCCUCAGUUUACUACGAGCUGCCUCUGUCUGGAGCUGUAUCGACAGAAGUAUCUGUUCAGUAUUAACGAGGUGAUCAAAGAGAUUGCCACCCAGCCAGGUGAAACACACCAAGGUGGGAAGAUCAGUCCCAGGGAGCUGCAGAAGAUCCCAAGCACGUUCCAAUGGGAAUCAGGUGUUCAGAUCCCCUGGGUGGCUUUGUCAACUUCACGGAUGGGUUCUGGUUGCAAAACUCCACAGCCCUCAGCAGCGAAGGAGAUCAGCCAUGAAUUGAGAACAGAAGAACAUAAGAACGGCCAUACUGGUCAGACCAAAGGUCCAUCCCAGAAUUCUGUCUUCCUCUGGACUCUUCCAAUUUCUCCACAUCUUUCUUAGGGUUUGGUGCCCAAAACUGGACACAGUUCUCCAGCAGUGGCCUCACCAGUGCUGAGUAGAGCAGGACAAUGACUUCCCAUGUCUUACAGAUAAUGUUCCUGUUAAUACUCCCCAAAAUAAUAUUAGCCUUUUUUUCAGUUGCAUCUUAUUUUUGGCUCAUGUUUGUGAGCCAGGAUAACCCAUGGCUCCUUUACAGCAAUGCUACCACCUACCCAGUUAUUCCCCAUUUUGUAGUCAUGUAUUUGAUUUUACCAUCUUAAGUGCACUAAUUUGCACUUGUCUUCACUGAAUUUCCCCUAAGUGAUUUCAGAGCAGUUCUCCAAUUGCUCAAGACGAUGUGAAUUCUAAUCCUGUCCUCCAAAGCUCUGGUAACCCCUAACAACCUGAGGUCAUCCACAGAUUUUAUAAGCAUCUUCUCCGCUCCCUCAUCUGAGAUGUUAAUGAAAAUCCCUGGAGGGUCCCUUAACAUGUCCUCCCUGUUUGACGGUGCAGAAUUGAUAACUGCUCUUUAAAUACCAGUUGUGCACUGGAAUUUCAGCCAGACUGUAUUUCCCCCCCUUUUUUUAUUUACUACCAUGGGGAACGGGGCCAGAUGGGACAAAACAUGGGGGUCUGCAUAUCAUGGCUUCAGGGACGAUCCUGCUCUGGAGGAGAUGGAUGGGGGGUAGGACUACAUGUGUUGUGUUGUAUGGAUCUGUAAUUUUUUUCUACAGCUUUU
Messenger RNA from Trachemys scripta elegans, 4231 nucleotides. Its product is annotated as olfactory receptor 4Q2-like. The transcript has 2 exons. Gene Ontology annotation, biological process: G protein-coupled receptor signaling pathway. Gene Ontology annotation, molecular function: G protein-coupled receptor activity; olfactory receptor activity. Bases 196 to 1140 code for a protein of 314 amino acids. The record is from RefSeq and is a predicted model, not a curated record. Gene Ontology annotation, cellular component: membrane. NCBI's taxonomy places the organism in Eukaryota, Metazoa, Chordata, Testudines, Emydidae.